Rattus norvegicus (Norway rat) is the source of this 3015-nucleotide messenger RNA. RefSeq names its product CEA cell adhesion molecule 3 (gene Ceacam3). Bases 137 to 2266 code for a protein of 709 amino acids. Lineage: Eukaryota; Metazoa; Chordata; Mammalia; Rodentia; Muridae. The transcript has 7 exons. The record is from RefSeq and is marked provisional.
CAAUCCACAGAUUCUGGGAAGUGCUCCUCCUUGAGAGGACACCUAGCUCAAGAGGAGGAAAGACAAUAACAGUUAGGUGCCUUGCUGGAACGAAAGCUCCUCUCCUAAGAGUGAGGCCAUUCUAGUGAGAAGACAGAUGGAGCUGUCCUCUGUGCUUCCCUGCAAGAGGUGUACUCCCUGGCGGGGGCUCCUGCUCACAGCCUCCCUCUUAACCUGCUGGCUCCUGCCCACCACUGCCCAAGUCUCCAUUGAAUCCUUACCACCCCAGGUGGUUGAAGGAGAAAAUGUUCUUCUACGUGUUGACAAUUUGCCAGAGAAUCUCAUAGCCUUUGUCUGGUACAAAGGGCUGACAAACAUGAGCCUCGGAGUUGCACUGUAUUCACUAACCUAUAACGUAACUGUGACGGGACCUGUGCACAGUGGUAGAGAGACAUUGUACAGCAAUGGGUCCCUGUGGAUCCAAAAUGUCACCCAGAAGGACACAGGAUUCUACACCCUACGAACCAUAAGUAAUCAUGGAGAAAUUGUAUCAAAUACAUCCCUGCACCUUCAUGUGUACUUCUCCACUUUGACCUGUGGACGCGCUGCCACCUCUGCUCAGCUCAGUAUUGAAUCAGUGCCGACCAGCAUCUCUAAAGGAGAAAGCGCUCUUCUCCUUGCUCACAAUCUCCCAGAGAAUCUCCGAGCCAUUUUCUGGUAUAAAGGGGCGAUUGUGUUCAAGGACCUUGAGGUUGCUCGAUAUGUAAUAGGCACAAAUUCAAGUGUGCCGGGGCCUGCCCACAACGGCAGAGAGACAAUGUACAGCAAUGGAUCCCUCCUGCUUCAGAAUGUCACUCGGAACGAUGCUGGAUUCUACACCUUAAAAACUCUGAGUACAGAUCUGAAAACUGAAAUAGCCUAUGUGCAACUCCAGGUGGACACCUGUUUUAUGAGCUAUGCUGGCCCUCCCACUUCUGCCCAGCUCACUGUCGAAUCAGCGCCUACCAGCGUUGCUGAAGGAGCAAGCGUUCUUCUCCUUGCUCAUAAUCUCCCUGAGAAUCUCCGAGCCAUUUUCUGGUAUAAAGGGGCGAUUUUGUUCAAGGACCUUGAGGUUGCUCGAUAUGUAAUAGGCACAAAUUCAAGUGUGCCGGGGCCUGCCCACAGCGGCAGAGAGACAAUGCACAGCAAUGGAUCCCUCCUGCUUCAGAAUGUCACUCGGAACGAUGCUGGAUUCUACACCUUAAGAACUCUGAGUACAGAUCUGAAAGCUAAAGUAGUACAUGUGCAACUCCAGGUGAACACCUCCUCGUGCUGUGACCCUCUCACUCCUGCCCCACUCACGAUAGACCCAGUGCCACGGCAUGCGGCUAAAGGGGAAAGUGUUCUUCUUCAAGUUCGCAAUCUGCCAGAGGAUCUGCGAAUGUUUAUCUGGUUCAAAUCUGUGUAUACCUCCCAGAUCUUUAAAAUAGCAGAGUACAGCAGAGCCAUUAAUUACGUCUUCAGGGGCCCUGCACACAGCGGAAGAGAGACAGUGUACACGAAUGGAUCCCUGCUGCUCCAGGAUGCCACUGAGAAAGACACAGGCUUGUACACACUACAAAUAAUAUACAGAAAUUUCAAAAUUGAAACAGCACACGUUCAAGUCAGCGUGCACACCUGUGUUCACCCUUCUACCACUGGCCAGCUUGUAAUCGAAUCGGUGCCACCCAAUGUUGUUGAAGGGGGAGACGUUCUCCUACUUGUUCAUAAUAUGCCAGAGAACCUUCAAUCCUUUUCCUGGUACAAAGGCGUAGCCAUUGUCAACAGACAUGAAAUCUCUCGGAACAUAAUAGCCAGUAAUAGAAGCACAUUGGGGCCUGCUCACAGUGGCAGAGAGACAAUAUAUUCUAAUGGCUCUCUUCUGCUCCACAAUGCCACCGAGGAGGACAAUGGAUUAUACACCUUAUGGACUGUAAACAGACAUUCUGAAACUCAAGGGAUACACGUGCACAUCCACAUAUACAAGCCUGUGGCACAGCCCUUUAUCCGAGUCACUGAAUCCUCAGUCAGAGUGAAGAGCUCUGUGGUCCUCACCUGCCUCUCAGCUGACACUGGAACCUCCAUCCAGUGGCUCUUCAACAACCAGAAUCUGCGGCUCACACAGAGGAUGUUGCUGUCCCAGACUAAGUGCCAACUCAGCAUAGAUCCCGUCAGGAGGGAGGAUGCUGGAGAGUAUAGGUGUGAGGUCUCCAACCCGGUCAGUUCGAAGACGAGCCUCCCAGUCAGCCUGGAUGUGAUCAUUGAGUGACCCCCCACCUUCUCUCAUCCUACAGCAGAGUGGGGGACAUUUCUUUAUCAAUGGGUACAAAAUGGAGCAAAAUUAUGUGGUGAAAAUUGUCAGUUGCUACUCAGGUACAGUCAGCAUGUUGAGUCAUGUCUGUAUCCCUAGGAUAAACAUGUACAAGGACAAGCCAGAACAUAGAGACUCAGUUUCCAAAAAAAAGAAAACAUCAAUACAGUAAACAGUAUUGUAGUGGUGUUAAGAGUUAGGUUGUGGAUCAAAUACAUAGCCAAUCCUCAGAAUCCAUGGGAACUAAUUUCAGGAGCCACCAAUAUUCUGUAUGCUCCAAGUCCCCUGUUAGCAUGGUGCAGUGACUUCAUAGAGAUAAAUGCAUCUUUUGCAUGCUUAAGUAUAUUCUGUGUAUAACUAAUUCACAUAGUACCAUUACUGUCUGGGCACCAGUUAUCCAUGUGAAGAAAGGACAAGCAACAGGAGAAGGGACUGCCCUUUCCCAGUGGACAUAACUUGUGUCUAAAUAGUUUUGAUCCACAGUUGGGUGUAACAUUCAUAGCAGAGACCCAACUCUGGACUCUGUAUAUCCUGACAGUGGCAUUCAUAAGAUUCUUAUUCCUGUUUUUUCUUCCUUCCUUCCUUCCUUCCUUCCUUCUGAAGGGCAUAUAUGGGAUUUCCCAUUUUGAGUAUUUUGAAGUGGGCAAUUAACAUGAAACACACUCAUAUUGUCAUGUGACCAAUAAAUGUUGUCCAUUCUCAAAGCA